Messenger RNA from Solea senegalensis (Senegalese sole), 2550 nucleotides. RefSeq lists its product as uncharacterized. The record is from RefSeq and is a predicted model, not a curated record. Bases 411 to 1172 code for a protein of 253 amino acids. The transcript has 5 exons. NCBI's taxonomy places the organism in Eukaryota, Metazoa, Chordata, Actinopteri, Pleuronectiformes, Soleidae.
AUAAGUGGGGAAGUUUGUUUCAGGUCAUGGAUGUUUUUACCUCACAAGUGUGAGCAGCUGUUAGGGAAGUGUCGUCGUCGUCGGAGGAGGAGGAAUUUACAGUUUAGAGACUGAAAACUUCUCUUUUAGUGUCAGCACACUUAGCAGGGAGUGGUCUGAUCUUCAACUAGAAUUCACUGAGGACAAAGAGUUUCGAUCCGUGGACUUUUGUACAGUUUUCCCUAUUUUUGUUUCUAUUCACGACUCGGGAAACAAGCAGAGAGUUUGGGGAGUACGUGAGAGGAGGAGCCACGCUGGUGAUUUCACUGGAGGGUUUGAACUGGUUUUGUAGAAGAAGAAGAUGCAGUGACAAAGAAGAAAGAAAGAAGAAACGGGAUGAAGAUCUUCAGUUGUGGACGUCUUCAGGUCACAUGAUGCUGCCUGAUGAGAGGCUGCAGUGCCUCUGCAUCUCUGAGCAAACAGGAAGUGCAGCCCUGAACCUGUGGAGGAACACCGGCCUCAGAACGUCCUCCCCCCCUUCUCCUCAAAACUGUCGUCUCACAGAGGGUCCAGAAGAACCCUGGAUCAGCCUCGUCUUAAAUACGAGGGACGUUUUCACUCUGAUCACAAGGAACAGACAUUUGGAGACUCAGCAGAAUACGAUGACAAUGGAUCGUCCCAAAAAGUGCAUUGUCUUCUGCAGUGAGGACAUACCAUCGAGACUUUUUAGUGACUGUAGGACAAUCGUGGAGAAAAGCGAUUCCCAUAUUAGUGAUAACAACAAUUCCACCGUGUUUUCCACCUCUGAUCCCAACAACAACUCUGUGGUCGAUCACCGUGGAACGACACACGGAGAGAACUUUAAUCUAUGCACACAUAAAAGUCUUCCAGCAGAGUCGUCUGGAAAAGACAGGAUGGUGAAAAUGAGGAAGAGUGUGUCCUUCGAUAAUGACGUCAUGGUCUACCUGUUCGAUCAGGAGAGUCCCACCAUGAAGCUGCACUCUGGGCCCGAUGUCACAUUAGAAGACAACGGCCUGGAGUGGGAAGACGACUUCUCGGCUCUGGAGGAGAGCUUCCAUGUUCGCCGUGUCAGCUGCGCCUUCUCUCCGCCUCCGUCCAGGCCGCAGCGUUACGUCGUCUCUCAGACCUGCCUGUUCCUCACACAUGUCACCGAGUCAGACCUUGAGCUGUGAGAUAAACGGCUCGGUGUCACUGUGGCAGUCAAAUACGCGGCGGCCGCCCGCCGUCAGCCAAAGGCCAUCUCACUGUCACCGUGGCCUAACGUGACAUCCACACUUGUUUUCCUUCCAAACGUCCAGCCUUGGUCUCAUGGAAAAAGUGACUAAUCGCUGCAGAUCUGCGUCCUCUUCACCUCUUACUCAUCUCUCUUCUGUUUUAUGAUGAGUCAGGGGAUUUUAAUGGCUUUUCCUCUCUCUCUCUCUCUCUCUCUCUCUAAAUGGAUCCAGUUAAAGCACCUGCUGUUCGUGACAUCACGGCACUUCAGGACUGUGUGACAGUGCAUUUCAGCUUCAACAGUUGACACAACCACUGGCUGUGAUGUUGCGUAACAGCGCUGGUGCUUUUCCAGAAGCAUAUUUUUGUGUCCUUGGACCCGAACUAUGAAACAUUAGUAUUUUCUUUGAAAUUCUCGUGUGUGUGUGUGAAAUCAAGAGUCCAUAUUUAAAUGGCCGGGUGGAAGAGAUUCCCGGUUGUUGUUGUUGUUGUUGUUGUUGUUGUUGUUUACUCGGUCUGUUUUUGCUUGAACAUACUGUAGCAUUCACGACCGGUUUGCUUGACUCCAGCUCAGGAUUUAUCAGCGGCUGUGGCUAAACAAACAAAGCGUGAGCUCCGGGGGUCAGUGGAGGCAGAAACAGAGCAAACUAACAGAGCAACAGAUACUGUUUCCACAGACAGAGCCAGCCAGCAUCAGCAGGGUUGGUUGAUUAGAUACAGUGUACUCCAGGAGCAGAGGAAACCUGGCAGGACCAGUGUGUCACACACACACACACACACACGCGUUGUUCAAGGACAUCAAAAACCAAGAGAGAGGUGGGAGCAACACACCUGUAAGAUUCACACAGACACAGUGAUGUGUACGCUUCCCAUUCAUUUGAAUGGAGCGGCGUUGCCAAAACUGCAUCGUUUUUGCAUUGAUUUGUUCGUAUGGAGCGCGACAGCAGGUGAAAAAUGUUCAUCAACGGCCAAUCAAAGCUAAGUUUUACAUAUAAAGUCAAUGCAAAGAUACGAGUAGAGGCUAAUGUCGCGUUGGCCAGGCAAUUGUGAGUUGUGCGAACAUCAAGGCACAACACAGCGCUAAUGGUGAGUAUGAACGCAGCAUAACACAGUCAGGUCACGUUAGCUCAAACACAGUUACGCGGCUCGGACAAGGUUAACGAUGUUUAUCGUUGGACUAAACACACUCAACAUUACCGUCACAACAUUUAGCAACAUUAGCAACAUUAGCAACUCUAGCGACGUAGUUAGACACUGCAAUAGUGGACAAAAUCUUCUGCUUCUUGUGUCAGGUAAAAAAAAAUUAAAACAAAAGCACACUGACCUACAAUAGAGUAA